Coprinopsis cinerea okayama7#130 is the source of this 1518-nucleotide messenger RNA. RefSeq lists its product as hypothetical. The record is from RefSeq and is a predicted model, not a curated record. Bases 58 to 1518 code for a protein of 486 amino acids. The transcript has 2 exons. Lineage: Eukaryota; Fungi; Basidiomycota; Agaricomycetes; Agaricales; Psathyrellaceae.
CUCGACUCGUCCACACUCAAGCUCGGGCAACAGCACUUCAAGUGAGCAUCCUCUAGGAUGCACGAUCACGAUGCUGAACAGAUUCACGGAGUUCAACUCCCUCUUCCUGCGGAACUAAUCGCGGAAAUAUUCGAGUUAUGCCUUCCGGACAACUUUGACUCCGCGCGGGCAGGCCCAGAUUUCUAUCCCAUGUGCCUCACCCAUGUCUGUUCAUCCUGGAGACGGUUAGCCCAAAACACCCCGUCCUUAUGGACCAUGCUACGGCUUUCUCGACACGAUUUCCCUAGUCGCCCAUUCGACAGCGUAGUGGAGGAAUUGUGGAUCACACAACUCCUUUACUGGCUCGGUAACUCGAAGAAUCUCCCCAUCUCCCUCUCCAUUCGCUUUCCAAGGACUAGAAAUUAUGACUCGCUCCUCCGUCCCGUGGUGGCUUACCUCCGUCCGACUAGAUGGACAAAGCUCAUGGACGUCAUCUCCACGAAUGCCCAUCGUUUCAGGUACUUGGAUUUCUUCGGCUAUGGGCUUCUGGAGGAAAUAUCUCCAUUGAAGGUCGCUUCUUCUGCACCUUUUACCUCCCUCGAGGUGCUCCGCUGCGAGCUGCACGAUGCCCACCAUGGCCCUUCCUCCAGGACAACGCCAUGGGAGCCCUUGGGAAAUGCUCCCAACCUGCGCAAACUCCUCCUUGACGCGCCCCAUCCGAGCUUCUGCCUCUCCUGGUUUGGCAAGGUUUCAUGGGAGAGCAUCACCCACGUCUCCUUCCGCGCAGAACUCACACAUCCCGACGUGUACGAGCUGCUUUCCAAAGCUCGCGCAUUGCAAGAAUGCGAACUCGCUAUCGGGGAUCACUUUGAAGAGGCCAGCGAGGUGGAGAUCGAUCUACCGCACCUCAGAAGAUUCGACCUUCAGUUCGCCAAGGGGUCGUCCUUCGAAUUUUUCCGAAACGUGAACCUUCCGUCACUCAAGAAGUUCGCGCUUCGCCAGUCGGUCGAGCACUCGGACUGGUCGACGAUCAACACCAUCGGCCUGGGCCGGCAACACCUGUUUUCUCAAUUCGGAGAUUUGGAAUCCCUGACGAUCGGAUACAUCCCCUUCACGGCCAACGAUCUCCUCGACCUCUUACGCACAACACCGAAAAUCACGGAGCUCGAACUCGACUGCAAUAUCCGCGAUUACGACACUUUCCUAGAAAACUUUCAAGAUCACACUCUACUCCCUACACUCACAAAGUUCGGCCUCUACGUCGACACGCUGCCAGGCCCUGACCUACCGCCCGGAGGUCCACUCAAGUUCUCUCCGGCUCUGCUCGCAGAGCUCGUUCGGACGAGACCCACUAUCCAAUCCUCGCUUUACGUCCUCAAUCGCGGCCAGCCCAACCAGCAAAGAGACAUUCGUCUUGAGGACAUUCACAAGGCGUUUGAGGGAUCGGGUCUUGGAAAGGAGCAAUGGCCAAAGGUUCGUGUCGACGUUCAGGGAGCCAUGGCACUGGCCUGGCUUGGGCAGGCUCCACUUGCCUAUUAA